Molecule: messenger RNA, 1959 nt
Organism: Galeopterus variegatus (Sunda flying lemur)
Lineage: Eukaryota; Metazoa; Chordata; Mammalia; Dermoptera; Cynocephalidae
Gene: HRC
Product: histidine rich calcium binding protein
Exons: 6
Coding region: 1-1854 (617 amino acids)
Molecular function (GO): calcium ion binding
Source: RefSeq, a predicted model, not a curated record
AUGGCCCGCUGUGGGCCAUGGCUGCACGCUUCUGUCCUCUGGGCUGCUGUGGCUACCCUGCUCUUUCUGCCUGCCAUGACCCAGCAGCUGAGAGGGGCUAGACUGGGCCCCAGCAACUGGAACAACGCAGGCAUCUCUGGGCCCACAGAGGACACGUCCGCAGAGUUGGGCCACCACAUCCAUGCCCAUAGAAGCCAUCAAGACGAGAAUGAGGAGGAUGUUUCCACAGAGAAUGGGCAUCUUGUUUGGAGCCACAGAGGCCACGGAGAAGAGGAUGAAGACAUCUCCAGGGAAGAUGGCCACCGACUCCAGGGCCACAGGUACCAAGGCCACAAGGUGGGAGAGAAGGAUGUCCCUGAUGAGGAGGUCUUCACGGAGCACGUUGAGCAGGCCCGUGGGCACAGAGACCAUGGGGAUGAAGACAUGGAAAACUCAGCUGAGCGUGGGCACCAGUUCCUCAGCCAUGGGAGCCAUGGCCAUCAAGACGAGGAUGAUGAGGACAUCCCCUCCAGUGAGCAUCACCGUCAUAUCCUCAGGCAUGCACACCGAGGCCACGGAGGGGACGAAGAUGAUGGAGAAGAGAAAGAGGAGGCAGAGGAAGAGGAGGACGAGGGGGAUGUCUCCACUGAGUAUGGGCACCAGACCCACAGGCACCAAGGCCAAGGGGAGGAAGAGGAUGAGGAUGUCUCAGCUGAACACCACCAUCAUGUCCCUAGCCAUGGGCACCAAGGUCACGAAGAAGAAAAUGAUGAUGAUAAUGAUGAUGGUGAUGUCUCCACUGAGUAUGGACACCAGGGCCACAAGCUCCAAGGCCACAGGAAGGAAGAGGAUGAGGAUGUCUCAGCUGAACACCACCACCAUGUCCCCAGCCACAGGCACCUAGGCCAUAGAGACAAGGAAGAUGAAGAGGAGGACUUAUCCACUGAACAUUGGCACCAGGUUCCCAGACAUGCCCACCAUAGCCUUGGAGAUGAGGAGGAGGAAGAAGAAAUCACAGUCAAGUUCGGCCACCAUGCUACAAGCCACCAGCCCGAAGGCCACAAGAGAGAUGAGGAGGAUUUCUCAGAUAAGUAUAAAACAAAAGUCCCUGGGCAUCACCAGCACAGAGUCUCCAGGGAGGAAGAUGAGGACAUAUCUGUUGAGCUUGCCCACCAAGCCCCCAGCCACAGGCACCACGGCCUCCAAGAUGAAGGGAUUGGCCAAGGUCACAGUGGGUCCAUCGAGGAGGAAAUUAGCCGUCAUCUCCCACGACACAUGGGAGUCAAGUCUAGAAGCCAUUUGAGGGAGGGUGAUUCUGAGGAGGAAGAGGGCCACAGCUCCUAUGAGGAAGAUGAAGGUACAGAGCAGGGAGAGAAAGAGGAAGGCACCCACCAUGGAAGCCUGGACCAGGAAGAUGAGGAGGACGAUGAAGAGGAGAGGGCUGAGGUCUGGGCCCCACUGAACCAAGACCACAGGGAGGAGGAAGAGGAGGAGGAGGAGGAGGGGCUGGAGGAAGAUGAACUCCCCUUCACCAUCAUCCCCAACCCACUGACCGGCAGGGGGGUGGCUGGAGGCACCUCCAGUGAGGAGAGUGGUGAGGACACAGGUCCGCAGGAUGUGCAGGAGUAUGGGAACUACCAGCCAGGGUCCCUGUGUGGCUACUGCUCCUUCUGCAAUCGAUGCACUGAAUGUGAGAGCUGUCACUGUGAGGAAGAGAACAUGGACGAGCACUGCGACCAGUGCCAGCACUGUCAGUUCUGCCACCUCUGCCCAUUGGUCUGCGAAACUGUCUGCACUCCAGGAAGCUACGUCGACUAUUUCUCCUCGUCCCUGUACCAAGCCCUGGCAGACAUGCUGGAAACACCGGAACCCUGACCCGGCCGUGCGGCUGCGGCGCAAGUGUCCCUCUCCUUGCCUUCCAAUCCCUUUCCACGAGCCAUAUUUAUUUCUUCUGAAUAAACGUGCUUCCCGAACCCUCAC